UGUGGUGUAGAGCUGUUGUGCGUUUGUGUCUCUGUAUUCAAGCGGUAAAAUGACAGAUACCAGAUUUUCUCAGGAUGAGUUCAAGUGUCUAGUGUGUCAUGAUCUCCUGAAGGAUCCAGUGACCAUCCAGUGUGGACACAAUUACUGUAAGAGCUGUAUUACAGACUGCUGGGAUCAGGAGGAUCAGAUGAGAGUCUACAGCUGCCCUCAGUGCAGACAGACCUUCAGUCCAAGACCUGCUUUAGCUACAAACACCAUGCUGACUGAAGUGGUGGAGAAACUGAAGAAAAGGAAACGUCCUGCUGACUGUUACGCUGGAGCUGGAGAUGUGCAGUGUGACGUCUGUACUGGAACAAAAUACAAAGCCGUCAAGUCCUGUCUGAUGUGUCUGAACUCUUACUGUCAGAAUCACCUUGAACAACACGACAGUUGGUUUAAAGGAAAGAAACACAAUUUGACUGAUGCCACUGGACGACUGCAGGAGAUGAUCUGCCAGAAACAUCAGAAGAUCCUUGAGGUUUUCUGUCGCACUGAUCAGAAAUGUAUAUGUGUGCUGUGUAUGGAUGAACAUAAAAACCACAACACUGUAUCAGCUGCAGCACAGAGGACAGAGAAACAGAAGCAGCUGAAGGAGACGCAGAAGACGUUCCAGCAGAGAAUCCAGCAGAGAGAGAAAGAUCUUCAGCAGCUGAGAGAGGCUGUGGAGUCUCAUAAGCGCUCUGCACAGACAGCAGUGGAGGACAGUGAGAGGAUCUUUACUGAGAUCAUCCGCUCCAUUGAGAGAAGCCGCUCUGAGCUGAUACGACUGAUCAGAAAUCAGGAAAAGCGAGCGGUGAGUCGAGCUGAAGGACGACUGGAGCGACUGGAGCAGGAGAUCAAUGAUCUGAGGAGGAGAGACGCUGAGCUGGAGCAGCUUUCACACACACAGGAUCACAUCCAGUUCCUGCAGAGCCCUGGUUUCCAGUCUCUCUCAGCACCUCCUGAAUCUACAGACGGAAAUGACAAUCCCUUCAUUUCUCUCUUCUCUUCUGAUGGUCUGAGAGAAUCUGUCCGUCAGCUGAGAGACAAACUGGAGGAUUUCUGCAAAGAGGAGCUCAAGAAGAUCUCAGACAGAGUCACAUUCACCAACAUUGUUCCCAGGACCAGGAACGACUUCCUACAAUAUUCCCAUCAGCUCACUCCGGAUCUGAACACAGCACAUAAACGCCUCAGUCUUUCUGAGAACAACAGAGUGAUUUCUGGUAUUAACACAGAUCAUCCAUAUCCUGAUCAUCCAGACAGAUUUGAUCAUUAUCGUCAGGUGUUGUGUAGAGAGAGUGUGUGUGGACGCUGUUACUGGGAGCUGCAGUGGAGAGGGAACAAUGGUGUGCGAAUCUCAGUGUCAUAUAAGAGCAUCAGCAGGGAGGGAGAUGGUGAUGAGUGUCGAUUUGGAUGUAAUAAUCAGUCCUGGAGUUUGAUCUGCUCUCCUGACAGAUACUCAUUCAGACACAAUAAAACAGUGACUGCUCUCCCUGUAAAGCCCAUCAGCAGUAGAAUAGGAGUGUUUGUGGAUCACAGUGCAGGAACUCUGUCCUUCUACAGCGUCUCUGACACAAUGAGCCUCAUCCACACAGUCCAGACCACAUUCACUCAGCCGCUCUAUCCUGGGUUUGGGUUUGGAUCUGGAUCAUCAGUGAAACUGUGUUGAUAAUUCAGAAUAGACUAAUGAAUGUGGCAUCAAUCCUACAGUCAUGAGUGUUUCCUCUGUAAAGGUGAUUUUAAACAGAUCACAACCGUUUCAAUCCAGGAAAAAAAAAACUAAACUGACAGACAAACACAAAAACUCAAACACGGAUCAGAAGAGCAAACGAGAGAGAGACGCUUCCCGACACAACAGAACAAGAGUGAAUGAAUUGCAGCAGAUCACACUUCACAAAACUUAAAGAAAAUCAAGUCUUCUUCAUUCAGAUUUUUGGAAACACUUUACAGUAAACUUUAAUUUGCUCGCAUUCAUUCACUACAUCAGUGAACAUCAACGAAGAACAAUGAAGAACACUUCUACAGCAUUUAUUCAUCUUAUACAAUUUUAUUUUGAACAUUUAAUAAUACUUAUUAAAAUCAAAAAUCAUAUCUGUUAACAUUAGUUAAUGCACUGCUAACAUGAACAAACAAUGCAUUUUAAAAUUUGCAUUAAAAAUGUUAUUACCCAACAUUAACAAAUACCAAUAAAUACUGUAAAAAUAUAUAUUGCUAAUUAAUAGUUCAUUUGAGCUAAUGCAUUAAUGAAUGAAACCUUACUGUAAAGUGUUUCUAGAUUUUUCCAAUUUUUUACCAUGGUAAAAAAUAAUGAAAAUUAUCAUUGGUGUCAUCACAAAUUAUUGUUGUAAAUUAAACACUGUAACUGUAAAUUUGUUUUAGUUCUGUUGGUAUUAAACAUUUACUGUGAAAUGUACAGGAAGUCAGCUGGACUAACUAUAUCUAGUUCCUUCAUAAUUCUGUAUCAUAUCACAGACUCCUAUUGUAGGCCUAUAUAGAAUAAAAUACAAGAAAAACAAACAGGACUGAAAACAGCAUAAAUAAAAUAUACAAAUUCAACCCUGAUGUUUGCAUUUAAUGAGACAUGCCUUGCCCAAAUACACACACUUGCG
Labeo rohita (rohu) is the source of this 2627-nucleotide messenger RNA. RefSeq names its product tripartite motif-containing protein 16-like. Lineage: Eukaryota; Metazoa; Chordata; Actinopteri; Cypriniformes; Cyprinidae. The record is from RefSeq and is a predicted model, not a curated record. Gene Ontology annotation, molecular function: protein binding; zinc ion binding. The coding region runs from base 50 to 1687 and encodes 545 amino acids. The transcript has 6 exons.